Messenger RNA from Eurypyga helias (sunbittern), 2589 nucleotides. RefSeq names its product cadherin-related family member 1 (gene CDHR1). Bases 1 to 2589 code for a protein of 862 amino acids. NCBI's taxonomy places the organism in Eukaryota, Metazoa, Chordata, Aves, Eurypygiformes, Eurypygidae. The record is from RefSeq and is a predicted model, not a curated record. Gene Ontology annotation, biological process: homophilic cell-cell adhesion. Gene Ontology annotation, cellular component: catenin complex; plasma membrane. Gene Ontology annotation, molecular function: cadherin binding; calcium ion binding. The transcript has 17 exons.
AUGAAGCAUGUAAGGCAUUUCCCCCCCUCCUUACUCCUCAGCUUGGUGCACGUUUGCCUGGUUCAGGCAAAUUAUGCCCCCUAUUUCUUUGAUAAUGGAGCCAGAAGCACAAACGGGAACAUGGCACUUCUCAGCCUUUCAGAGGACACACCUGUUGGUACCCACGUCUACACUCUGAAUGGAACUGAUCCAGAAGGAGAUCCCGUGACAUACGGCCUGGCCUAUGAAGCUGGAUCAAGACGCUACUUUUCUGUUGACAAGAACGUUGGAAAUGUUACGCUGAUCGAGGAGCUUGACAGAGAGAAAGAAGAUGAAAUUGAAGUUAUUGUCAGUAUUUCAGAUGGCCUGAGUACAGUUUCUGAAAAAGUGAGGAUCCUUGUAAUGGAUGCUAAUGACGAGAGCCCAGAGUUCAUCAAUACACCUUACAUAGUCCAAGUCCCAGAGAACACUCCCUCUGGCAGCAGUAUCUUUAAGAUUGAGGCAGUGGACAAAGACACAGGUUCUGGAGGAAGUAUCACCUACUUCUUGCAGAACAUCCAUGCUAAUAAGUUUACAAUAGACCGUCACAGUGGUGUCCUGCGCAUCAAAACAGGGAUCACCCUGGAUUAUGAGAAAUCAAGAACACAUUUUGUUGUCGUCGUGGCCAAGGAUGGUGGUGGGAAACUCAGGGGAGACAACAAGGUGUUUUCAGCCACAACAACCGUUACUGUCAAUGUGGAGGAUGUCCAGGACACUCCUCCCAUGUUCAUCGGGACUCCUUACUAUGGCUAUGUCUAUGAGGAUACACUCGCAGGCUCUGAGGUCCUUACUGUUGUCGCUCUUGAUGGAGACAGAGGAAAGCCUAACAGUAUUCAUUACUGCAUCGUGAAUGGAAGCGAAGGUUCAUUCGAAAUCAACAACACAACUGGAGCCAUUUCUGUUAUAAAAAGCCCAAACCAGCUCAAGAAAGAAGUGUAUGAACUAAAAGUUCAGGCAUCGGAAGUCAGUCAGGAAGGUGACAUCUCAGUGUACGCUUUUGCCAUGGUGACUAUACGAGUGGUUGACCUCAACAAUCAUCCACCAACGUUCUACGGAGAAAAUGGUCCCCAGAACAGAUUUGAAUUGACCAUGUACGAGCACCCCCCAGAAGGUGAAAUCUUGAGAGGAUUGAAGAUUACAGUGAAUGAUUCAGAUCAGGGAGCCAAUGCUAAAUUCAACCUCCGUCUUGUGGGACCUGGUGGCAUCUUCCGAGUGGUUCCCCAAACUGUCCUCAAUGAGGCUCAGGUUACAAUAAUCGUGGAAAAUUCUGCUGCUAUUGACUAUGAAAAAUUCAAGGUGUUAACUUUCAAGCUUCUUGCAAUAGAGGUGAACACACCAGAGAAAUUCAGCUCGACAGCUGACGUGGUGAUACGUUUGCUGGAUACCAAUGACAAUGUCCCGAAGUUCACCUCCGACUACUACAUUGCCAGGGUCCCCGAGAACUCCCCGGGGGGCUCAAAUGUAGUUGCUGUUACAGCUACAGAUCCAGAUUCAGGGCUCUGGGGAGAAGUCAAGUACUCUAUCUAUGGAACAGGAGCAGAUCUGUUCUUAAUCCACCCAUCAACAGGUAUAAUUUACACCCAGCCCUGGGCUGUCUUAGAUGCUGAAGUGAACUCGAAGUACAAUUUCUAUGUGAAGGCAGAGGACACAGAUGGGAAAUACAGCCUGGCUGAAGUGUUCAUCACUGUGCUAGAUGUCAAUGACCACUCUCCAGAGUUCAAUGAGAACAUCCAGGAAAAGACGAUGAUCAUCGGGUCACCAGUGAAGAUAGAGGCUAUAGAUCAAGAUGCAGAAGAGCCCAACAACAUCGUGGAUUAUUCCAUCAUGCAAGCAGAUCCAGCCAAUGUGUUUGAUAUAGACCAAAGCACUGGGGAAAUCAAGCUGAAAUCCUAUAUCCGUUCACUGGACAUCAUACACAACAUCACAAGGAACAAAGACUGCAUAUGGUCAGUGGUGGUGCAGGCCAAAGACCGAGGCUCCCCGUCCUUCAGUACCACAGCAGUUCUGAAGAUUGACAUCACAGAGGAGACUCUUCACAAAGGGCCUAUGGCCGCCUUUUUGAUGCAAACUAAAGAUAACCCCAUGAAAGCCUUAGGAGUGCUAGCUGGUGUCAUGGGCAUAAUGGUGCUGAUAACUAUCAUGAUCUCUACUGCCAUGUUCUGGCGCAAUAAGCGGUCCAACAAAAUCAUGCCGGUGAGAAGGAUCAUAAAAAAGAGACAGACCCCGCCGUCCCGGACAAUCAGGAUGGAGUGGCUGAAGUUCAAGAGGCCCAGCAAUGCUGCGGAGAAGUUUGUCGUUGAGGAUGAUGCCAAGAGCCUACACAAUGAGAACAGCAACAACAACAUCCAGGUUGCUCCAACCGCCCCCUCGCCCCCACCGCCCCCUGCCCUGGCUCCCAGGGGGGACGACCCAGGUUGGCGGGUGCCAACAGUGUCCGGGUCCCUCACCCCCAAGUUUAUAAACAAGCAGCUGAAGAAGAGAGGCCAUAGCAGCGCCCACAAUGCCCUCGUGUCAGAGCUCAAAUUGAAGUUUGAGAAGAGGAACGAAGCUAUCGGUGAGCCCCACAUCUAG